UGUUGAUUAAAUACUGGGGGUUUUACUGUGUACUCUCAAAAUAUUAUCACUUUAAUUUCUGCGAUUUAAAUUCUCGAAACAUUACGACUUUAACCUCGUAAUCUUAGAUUUUUUUUCUUUUUUAACGUGGCACUAAAACGGCGUCGUAUUAAAGGGCAUUUUAAAGUAUAUGAAUUAAAAAAAAAUUGUAGAAGCUUUUGCGCUAUAAUUUGACAACGUUCCAGAUGUAGCCUACUCUCUCAUAUUUUUUGUUUAUUACGAUUUUCUAUUAGCUACUAAUGGUGUUUAUUUUCAACUGUCCGGUUUAGUUUUUCGCAAUAUUAAAAAACAUGUAUUAAGACAAAAAAUUAUUUUCUCAAAAAUUAGGUUUUAGGCUAAAACGUUUAAUUCGUGAACAUGUCUGAUGGUUCUCUAUUUUUUAUUUUAUUUUUUUGUUUGUUUGUUUGUUUUUUGCGCACUAAUAUCUGUCAAACUAAUUUCUUACGAAUACAAUUUUUUUUUUUUAACUCACUAUGUAUAAGCAUUUGCGUUUUUAAUUUUACUUCAUUGAAUUACUUGUAGUGAAAAUAAAUAAUAAUACUAGGCCGGAUUCAAAUAAAGUACUCUUAUUGUGAAGAGACGCUUCUCAUGAGCUGUUGACUCGUUCUAAUGAUUCAGUUCGACUCGUGAGCGAAUUGUUUAGAGCAGUCUUGUCUAUGGUCCUGUGAACCGGUUCAGCUAGUUCAUUAAAAAGAUUCGACUCCAGAGAACGAUUCAUUCUCGAGUAGUACGUCUCUAGUAGAACCAAAACAAUGGCAUUUGACUUCCGGUCCGCUGUUCGCCUGUUCAAACACCAUGGCGCCUGGUGUCGGACUGAUGUCGGUUCUCCUCCUGACCCUGCCAUUGGUCACGUUUGCCACAAAACCCAGUUUCUCCAUUGAUUACAGUCAAAACUGCUUCCUUAAAGAUGGAGAGCCAUUUCGCUACAUCUCUGGCAGCAUCCACUACAGCAGGAUCCCCAGUGUCUAUUGGAAGGACCGGCUACUCAAGAUGUACAUGGCUGGUUUGAACGCCAUCCAGACAUAUGUGCCAUGGAGCUUCCACGAGCCGGUGCCUGGUCAGUUCGACUUCAGCGGAGACCGUGAUCUAGAGCACUUCCUACAGCUGUGCCGAGACAUUGGCCUGCUGGUCAUCAUGAGACCGGGCCCCUACAUCUGUGCGGAGUGGGAUAUGGGCGGUUUGCCUUCCUGGCUGUUGAAAAAGAAAGAUAUUUUACUGCGAUCAUCUGAUCCAGAUUACCUUGCAGCAGUGGAUAAGUGGAUGGGGCAGUUGUUGCCCAUCUUGAACCGUAACCUAUACCAGAACGGAGGACCCAUCAUUACUGUGCAAGUAGAGAAUGAAUACGGCAGUUACUUUGCCUGUGAUUAUAAUUACAUGCGGCAUCUCAGCCAGCUGUUUCGCGCUCAUCUGGGAAAUGAGGUGGUCCUGUUCACCACAGAUGGAGCAGGUGUGGGUUAUCUCAAGUGUGGAUCCCUCCAGGGCAUCUAUGCCACCGUUGACUUCGGCCCAGGUUCAAAUGUAACUGCUGCUUUUAAAGCACAGAGACAUGCAGAGCCACGUGGGCCUUUGGUGAACUCAGAGUUCUACACAGGCUGGUUGGAUCACUGGGGCGAGAAACACUCUGUGGUUCCCACAGCUGCUGUGGUCAAGACCCUCAAUGAAAUUCUGGAAGUGGGAGCCAAUGUUAACUUAUAUAUGUUCAUCGGUGGAACUACCUUUGGCUAUUGGAAUGGUGCCAACACUCCUUAUAGUCCUCAACCAACCAGCUAUGACUUUGACGCCCCGCUUACAGAAGCUGGAGACCUCACAGAAAAGUAUUUCGCCAUAAGAGAAGUCAUCAAAAUGUACAAAGAGAUACCAGGGGGAGUGCUGCCUCCAUCAACACCUAAAUUUGCUUAUGGGCAAGUGCAGAUGAAGAAGCUCAAGACUGUGUCAGAGUUCUUAGAUAUAUUAUCUUUCUCUGGCCCUGUAAAAACUCUUUACCCACUAACAUUUACUGAAAUGAAUCAGGCAUUUGGCUUCAUGCUGUAUCAGACUGUGUUACCUGUCAGCUGUUUGAAGCCCACCCCGCUGUCGUCCCCUCUAAAUGGAGUCCAUGAUCGGGCCUACAUAUCCAUUGAUGGUAUUGCUGCUGGUAUUUUGGAGAGAAACAAGGCACUCACCAUUAAUAUAACCGGGAAAGCUGGCAGCCGUGUGGACAUCCUGGUGGAGAACAUGGGCACAAUCAACUACGGCAGAGAAAUUAAUGACUUCAAGGGUCUGGUGUUUAAUCUGACUCUGGGUGCUGAUGUUCUGGGUAACUGGACGGUGUACUCUCUGAGUAUAGAUGAAGCAGUGCACAAGGGCCUGUUAUCGGCAUCGAGCGGAUUCAUCUCCACCUCCAGCAGCUUCAAUACCUCCCCUCCUCCUGCUCUUUCACCUCCAACCUUCUACGCUGGCAGCUUCAUCAUCCCCGACGGCAUCCCUGACCUCCCUCAGGACACAUACAUCCAGUUUCCCAACUGGCGGAAGGGUCAAGUGUGGAUUAACGGUUUUAACGUAGGCCGCUACUGGCCGUCCCGUGGACCACAGAUAACGCUCUUUGUCCCAGCCCACCUGCUCAGCAUCUCGGCCCAAAACAACAUAACUGUCCUGGAGUUGGAGGCGUCACCUUGCUCCUCGGGUCCCUGCACUGUGGAGUUCACUGACACUCCUGUCAUAAACGGCACUGUGAAGUCAACCGGCCACUACAAGAAGUUCAACAGACAAGACCUUCUGGAGCAGAACGAUCUUAGAAUAAAACAUUCGCGUCACACAUUUUACUGCUUUGAAGGAGUCUAAAGGAUGAAGUAGGAAGUUGUAAAAGAUGACACACAUGAGUACUGUAUUGAAAAUAUGAUCACUGUGAAUCUACAGUAAUAUAUCGCACAUGUACAGUAAUGUACUGUACAGUAAAUCUCAGGUGUAAAAGAUGCUCCAAGAAUGAGCUUUGGUCUUAAUUUUAAUGCACUAGAUGCCUGCUAAAUAAACUGCACUGUUUUAUACGUU
Molecule: messenger RNA, 3066 nt
Organism: Onychostoma macrolepis
Lineage: Eukaryota; Metazoa; Chordata; Actinopteri; Cypriniformes; Cyprinidae
Gene: glb1
Product: galactosidase, beta 1
Biological process (GO): carbohydrate metabolic process
Cellular component (GO): vacuole
Molecular function (GO): beta-galactosidase activity
Source: RefSeq, a predicted model, not a curated record